GUGAAACUAUCAUCAGCUUAUAACCAUAUUUCGAUAUCUUUUCUUUAUGAAAGCAUUGCAUUAUUUUUACACAUAACUUUAUGUUCGUUGUGUUUCCGAUUGCACAGUUUAAGUGAAUCAUGGCGGUACAAACAUGAGACCUUAAGCGAAAGGCGGGUAAUUCGACGAGUAACUAUAAAGUUCAGUAUUGACUGAUGUGAUGAAAGUCACCAGUGUUAAGCUCACCUGAUCUAAAACCCAGUUCUACCUGCUAAUAAAUAUUUCAUAUGACUGGGAAUUCACCAAAGCCUUGAGUUGGAAGUGUAGUGACUACGGAAUUAGGAAAGAAGCUACUGGUGUCCAAGUUACAGUAUUCUCAAGGCAUCAGUGGAGCUUGAUUUACUACAGGAAUUUGGAAUAUUCGUUGUUUUCGUGGUAGUUUAUUCGUACAGCUGAAUGAGUACCUGUUGUUGUUUUUUUUAAUUUCUGGUUUUCAUGUCCAUAUUAAAUGUGUAGGUUAUCAUUAUUAGUUAUAUAUAUACACACAACCUUCGAAGACGAACGAUAGCAAAAUCUGAGUCGGUGAUAUUCAUCUAGUCAAAAAAAAUGACAGCCCCAGCACUACGUACCACAGGACUGAGGAACUUGCGAAGCGUUGAUACAGAAGAUGGCCAACCCAAGACACGGCGAAGGCACUUGGCCGCAAAGGCAGACAUCAGCACAAGUUCUCAAAGCUCUGAUGAUAAAACGACCGGUGAAACACCCAGACAGCUGAUACAAAACAUGCUGUCAGUGCACAAUACUGCACAGCCUGCUACCCGCCAACAAAAAAGAGUUUCCAGAUCUGAAGUAUCCUUGCGUAAAACAGUUGUCCACAAAACUGCUGUUCGUCGUUCUGUUUCUGCUACACCAGAUCUGGAAGAUGUUGCUAAAAAGUACACACCUCGAACCAACAUUGUAGGACUUUUAGAGCAAGCUCCUGAAGAAACUCCAGUUACACGACAGGCACCUACAUUAAGUGAAAGCCAUGCAGUUCCUAACGUCAGUGCUUUUCUAAGUGAAGUAGGAGUCUCUAUGAUUGAUGACAGCUUCAACAGUAACAACAAGAGUCUAAUCAAUGAGAGGGGUGCACGCUUUUGGGGGAAGAGGGGAAGACUUAAUAUCCUUCCAAAUGAGGUGAAACCUCAGGCCAACACUGCUUUGACCCCACAACCUCAGAAUGACACUGCCUUAACUCCACAACCAGAAGCUAUGACAAGCCAGCCACAAGAAGAGGAAGAAGAUGGUUUGCCUGAACAGCUUGAAGAAAACUCACAUAAUUUAUACAAAGAUAAGAACAAAAGCAACAGUCAAGAUUCAAGCAGUCAUAGGAAUGCAAAUGAAGUACAGAAUGAGGACAGAAAUAUUUUUGCUGAUGUAUUUGGCAGCAGUAGAGAUGCUGUUGUCCAACCAAGCAAUAAAGACCUGCCCGGGGCUGACAUCAUGACUCAAUCAGAGGAGGCACCAACAAGUGAUUCAGUGAAUGAAAGACAUUCACAGCUUGACAAAACGUUGGACAGUUCAAUCAAACAUACCGUCUCCUGUAAUCAGGAAGAUGGAGAACUGUCAAAGCCUUCAAAUGUUUCUCCAUCAAGUAUUUUACCAACACAGAUGCAAUCUUCGUUAAAUAACACAGCAGAGCAAACGGAGAGCCCUCGUCGUUUCAGUGGAAGAAUUCAGGCAAUUUCUGCUCGUAAGGUAGCGCUGAACUCACCUCAGCAGCAUAAGAAAACUCGUACUCCACCAAGCAAGAAAAAUGAUGAACUCAUCAAACAUCAGACAGUUGAUAAAAGUGAGGCUGACAAACAUAAAGAAUCUAUUCUAGCAGUCAUGCAAAGUGGGAGCACAAAGAAAUUGUCUCCUAGGACUUCCAGAGGUCGUCAUUUAAACCGCACAAAGUUGUCAGAGACUGAACACAGAGAAGAAAAAUCUAGAACACCAGUUACAACUAGCUCCAUGCUGACAAUGCAGACCUCUGGUUCUUCCUUAAAAUCUGUGAUGCCUGUCUACCCAAGUAAUGAUGCUCAGAUUAGCGGUAUGAGUGUGAGGGAUGGUUCCCCAUUGGGCACUGCUGAUGGCAGCAUAGAAAUUUCAGCCAGUAGACCAAGCUUGACCACACCAUCAGGUAAAAGUAUUCAGAAGCAGGUAGAAAACCAAGAUCCAUCUCUACAUGAGCCAAGGGAUUUGUCAGCCAGUACCACAGAGGCAGAGCUUCCUGGCGCUGAUGAAUACCUUAGUGAUGUCUAUUCACCUCUAAAGACACCAAAACUUCAUUCAAAGCCAGAUACACCAUUCACAAGAUCUCCUGCAGCUGAGAGAAACACUGUCCACAGAACAGUUUUGUCAGGUCAGAAAAGAAGAGCAGCACCUUGUUCAAGGCCAGCUAAGAAAUGCGUUAAUGGCCUGCCAACUCGUAUUGUCAAAGCAACCUUUGCUCAUUUUUGCAAUCUGCGGCUGACAAAAGAGGCUCUGGCAGAAGUGGAGAAAUCCUCUGAGCAGUACUGGCAGCGUAUGGCGGAAGAUUUGGAAGCUUAUGCUGUCCAUGCACAUCGAAAAACAAUCAACGAGUCUGAUGUAGAACUGUUGAUGAAAAGACAAGGCUUGAUCACAGAUUCAUGUUCUCUCAACACGCUCAUUGCUACAUACCUGCCUUUGGAGUUGCGGCAAGAGCUAAUUCCUAUUGCACGUUCUGGAAACAGGAUAGAGCCAAAGCCAUAAUAAAGCAGCAGAAGAGGUUGAAGGGAAUGUAGAAAAGAAGCUACUGGUUCUUGACCUACUGGAGGAAGUCAUCUACGAAUGUGAACUGGUUUAACUAUGGUCUUUAGAAAAUGGUGCUUGGAUUUAAAUUAGUUCAGAGCUUUUAUUUAUGCAGUGAUUGCAUUUUGUUUUUAUGCCUGUUCUAUUAGGGGAAAAGAUGCACAGAAAUAAAAAUGUGAUGAUGCUUCUUGUGGGGAUUAAGUUAUGAGUAUUGUUGAUCAUCUGUUCAAGAAGGAAAGAAGUAGGAAAGCAUAAAUUUAAAUGUGAACUGAACCCGUUUGCACUUGUUAUAAAUGAUAUUUUGUUAAUUGUCUGUGUUUACAUACACUAUAAAUCCUUGUGUAUGAAUUCAUAUCUAACCAGUAAAUUUGCAUACACCAAAAAAGAUUCCCUCAAAAUUUCACUGACGUGUGCAAGGCCAGCGAGGUACAAAAUGAUAUUGAAUGCAAAUGUAGCUGUAAUUUUUCCUUCCGGCACUAUAUUUUACAUUUAGAAAAAAAUACAUUGUUCAGAUUAGUUGCUGGAGAUUACUUAAGGAUGAAGAUGGCAAAGCAAAUAAGAAAGAAAUCUGCAUAUCUGAUUGUUAUUACAUCUUCUGUUUCAUGGAGCUUAUUUUAUUUUAUAUCAAACAUACCGAGCAAAAGAGUGAAAUUGCCAGAAGUGAUUUUAGUUUGAUGGGUCCCUUUUCUACUCUUUUUUAUCAUGUUGUCUUAAUAAAAGGAUUUUAAGAUCCUA
Molecule: messenger RNA, 3510 nt
Organism: Pomacea canaliculata
Lineage: Eukaryota; Metazoa; Mollusca; Gastropoda; Architaenioglossa; Ampullariidae
Product: centromere protein T-like
Exons: 9
Coding region: 586-2736 (716 amino acids)
Biological process (GO): kinetochore assembly; chromosome segregation; mitotic cell cycle
Cellular component (GO): kinetochore
Molecular function (GO): protein heterodimerization activity; DNA binding
Source: RefSeq, a predicted model, not a curated record